Molecule: messenger RNA, 1445 nt
Organism: Anopheles nili
Lineage: Eukaryota; Metazoa; Arthropoda; Insecta; Diptera; Culicidae
Product: CLIP domain-containing serine protease B9-like
Exons: 4
Coding region: 1-1179 (392 amino acids)
Biological process (GO): proteolysis
Molecular function (GO): serine-type endopeptidase activity
Source: RefSeq, a predicted model, not a curated record
AUGAUCGUGUUCGAUCGUACCGUUUGGGUCACGGUGUGCGUUCUGCUUGGCCUGCUCGUAGGAGGAUCUCAGCAACAGCAGCAACCACAACAAUGUGUGACGCCAUCGAAGCAGCGCGGACGUUGCAUCUCUAUCUAUGAGUGUGACAGCAUACUGAACUACUUCAAGGAGCGCAUCCUCACGUGGGAAGAGCGCGAGUUCCUGCGUAUGUCUCAGUGCACCGGAGCAACGGCUGGCCGGCAACCGUUUGUGUGCUGUCCUGGAAAUAGUGCCAAACCCGUGGUUCAAACAAGCACCGCAGCUCCAGCUCCAACGGUCUCAGGAACCUCUGGAGAUGUGGUACAGGAGCAGCUCGUCGGAGGACUCCUGCCGAAUCCGAAGAAGAACGAGUGUGGUGUCAGCAUUGGGAUGCGGAUAUACGGAGGCGAGAAUGCCGAUAUCGAUGAGUUUCCCUGGUUGGCGAUGAUGCAGUAUGAAAACCGGAAGGGUGAACGUCGAUACAGCUGUGGAGGAUCGUUGAUCAACAAGCGCUACGUGCUGACGGCAGCUCAUUGCGUGACCGGUGAGGUGGAACGUAAAGAAGGCAAACUCGUUGGAGUACGGUUGGGCGAGUACAACACCAAUACCGAGAUCGACUGUGUGAUGGAGGAUCAGGAGCAGAUCUGUGCCGAUCCACCGAUCGAUGCGACGGUCGAGUCAUCUACUGUGCAUCCAGAGUAUGAUGAGGCUGCUCACGCACAUGAUGUCGCACUUGUCCGGAUGGGGCAAACCAUCGAGUACACGGACUUCGUACAACCCGUCUGCCUGCCGUUGUCUGACUUCCGAGCUUCGAAAGCGGGAGAAGUGAACUUCGUGACCGGGUUCGGUCGCACACUUAAAGGAAGCCGCAGUGUGAUCAAGCAGAAGCUCGGCAUCAAGGUGUACGAACACGACCGUUGCCGGGAGAAGUACGCGACCAAAAAUGCGCUGAUAACAACGAAGCAGAUCUGCGCUGGAGGGGAAUUCGCGAAGGACUCGUGCCACGGUGACUCAGGUGGCCCACUGAUGAAGCUGCAGAAGGUCUGGUACCUCGAGGGUGUCGUCUCGUACGGUAACCGGUGCGGUCUGGAGGAUUGGCCAGGUGUCUACACGCACGUGCCAGCGUACAUGGAGUGGAUACGGGCCAACAUUAGGGCGUGAUCAAUGUCCAAGGAGAUAGUGAGAGAACCAGCUAAGUCCAGUGAGCAAAAGCGAUCAACGAACAGACUGGGGAGUUUUACGUUAGCUUAAUAAGAUAAGACAACGCCCAUUAGGCGGUGGGUUUAAUGGCAUUCAUCAUUGUACACCGGUCGGGUCGGGAACGCAUUCUAAUAGUUUCGCCUCGUCAGAAACACGCCCGUUCACGUAACGAAGUCGUCACAGGCGAUCGAUCGAUAAGGGAUACUAAAUAAACACUACUCUUUUUC